Molecule: messenger RNA, 525 nt
Organism: Centruroides sculpturatus (bark scorpion)
Lineage: Eukaryota; Metazoa; Arthropoda; Arachnida; Scorpiones; Buthidae
Product: methionine synthase-like
Exons: 4
Source: RefSeq, a predicted model, not a curated record
UUAUCUACUUGAAACGUUUCCAAUUGAGAUAAGGAAAUAAUUUAUUUUAAAAUAUCAAAGAUGAAUGAACAUUUGGUUAAUUAUUUUUAUGCUGCUUGGACGUUUUAUUACACUUUGAAACGUUUUAUUGAGUUUCAUAACAAGAGGAUAACAUAAAUUGCAAUAUUCUGAAUUUGCUUAUAAUUCUGUGUAGAAAAUAUGGAGGAUUUAUAUAAGUCAAGAUCAGAAAUUACAGAAGAAAUUUACAAAUCAUUACAAAAGAAAAUCAUGAUCUUAGAUGGUGCCAUGGGAACCAUGAUACAACAGUAUCAUUUACAAGAACAUCAUUAUAGAGGUAGCGAAUUUAUGGAUCAUCCAUCACCUUUAAAAGGAAAUAAUGAUCUUUUGACAUUAACUCGGCCUGAUAUUAUUUAUAAUAUACAUAAGAAAUAUCUUGAAGCUGGUGCAGAUAUCAUAGAAACGAAUACUUUCAGUAGUACUUCUAUUGCACAGGCUGACUAUAAGAUGGAGCAUUUGGUAUUUAUA